Messenger RNA from Cryptococcus amylolentus CBS 6039, 589 nucleotides. Its product is annotated as mitochondrial import inner membrane translocase subunit TIM10. Lineage: Eukaryota; Fungi; Basidiomycota; Tremellomycetes; Tremellales; Cryptococcaceae. The record is from RefSeq and is a predicted model, not a curated record. Gene Ontology annotation, cellular component: mitochondrial inner membrane. The transcript has 5 exons. The coding region runs from base 115 to 420 and encodes 101 amino acids. Gene Ontology annotation, biological process: protein insertion into mitochondrial inner membrane.
AAAAGUGUCAAAACGGCCCACUCUCUAGACUCGCAACACAAGAAAACAGUUCUAACAACCGCCAGGUGCACCCUCUAUAUCCUAUAACCUCAAACACAACAUUCAAACGUCACAAUGAGUUUCCUUUUCGGUGGUGGCAAGUCAGCUGAGGGAUCUAUUGACCCCGCCAAGAUCGAAAUGGCCGCUGCUGAGCUCGAUAUGAUCACCGACGUCUUCAACCGACUCGUCAACUCUUGUCACACCAAGUGCAUUUCCUCCAACCCCCUCAACCACCGAUACGCCGAAGGAGACCUUUUGAAGGGCGAGAGUGUGUGUAUCGACAGAUGUACUUCCAAGUUCUUCGAGGUCAACAAGCAGGUCGGAGAACGUAUGUCUGCCAUGGGCAACGCUGCCCAGGCCAGUGGAAGCUUUAGCAGAUAAGAAAGGGAAGGAAAAUGGAAGGAGGAUAAUGAUCGAAAGAUGCCACAUGUACCACAUGAACCGCUUCGGGUACAGGUUGCACAGAUCAUGCGGGCCGGUAGCGUCCAUUUGCUGGUCUACGGAUUCAAGGCGGACACGACAUGUGCGGUCAUGUAAAGAGAUGGUACAA